AUGUCGGAGCCCAGGACCGAUGGCGCCACGAGGAGGAAGACUUGGGACAGGACGGGGCAGGCAGUGAACAUAAAGGAUACAGAUGUCAAGUCAGACUCGUUGGCUGGGAAGGGUGUGGACCCGUCCUAUCGAGAAUACCUUGCAGUCCUGCAAGAGAAGAACAGGAUCCUGAGGGAGCUCAGGAAGAAGGAGGAGAAGAAGAAGGAAGCCCUCGCGCAACGGGAAAGAGGAUUUGAGGUCAACUUUCUCGGAGCCAACGAGGAGAGGAUCCGAAAGAAGCAAGAGAACGACAAAGGAGGAGGAGCCCUCCGAAAAGAUCAAAGGAGCAACGUCCGUCAAAGAAGCGCAUGGCAGAAAGGAUCGAUACAGAUCCAGACUAUGAGAGGGUCAGUCAUCAGGCUUGCUCCGCCGUCCAUGGAACAAACCAGAGAGAGCAUGCAAUGGCUGGUCUCAGAGGAGGGGCGCACUUGGCUCGAGACGGAGCAGGGGCAAGACUGGUUGCAGACAGAGCCUGACGAGGACAAGGACGGUCGGGCAGAGGGAAGUCUAGUCCGAGACUCUUUGAGGAUCCUUGCUGCUACACUCAAGUUGUUCCAGUUCUUGGAUCGGGACGGAGAUGGCUUCAUUGAAGCUUUGGAUUGGGUUGAAGUUCUGCAUGACAUCGACACCUCUGAGGAACUCAGCCUCCACACCGUCUCGGAAUUCCAAAGCGCGGACUCAGAUGAGGACCUCUACUCCGAGGAUGUGGAUCGCGGCGACAUGAUGGAGGAAGAAGGAGAGAAUGCUGACGUCGAAGAAGAGCAGUAUGAAGAUGACUUCGCUUCCGAUGACGACGCGGUCAACAUUUUUUCUCAGGGAUCGGACGGAGAGAGCAAAGGAGAAUUGCCGCAUGCUCGCGUCAAGAACGAGGACGAGAUCUCCGAGGAAUCGUUUGAGGAUGACGAGGAAUCCCUCGAGAAGACUAUCGAGGAGAUCGAGAGCGAUGGGAGCUUGCAUGACGAGUUCGAAGCAGCCGUUGACGAAGCUGAGAAAGUUUGGUCACAGCCAUCGUCGACGAAGACCAUGUCAGCUCAGGAAUCCAACGCGAGGAUUAUUCGAAGUGCUCUUCCCCCUAUGUCCUCCGCCUCCUCCUCCUCCUUGCUCCCUCGACGAGCAACGAGCGCUCGAGACGUCAAGGAAGGAGCGGAGAGCUCCUCCUCUGCAAACGCAGUGAACAAGGACAAGAAGGAGCUCGACGCCAUACUUGCUGCGCUGGCGCGCGAGAAUGAAGAAGUUGCUAGCACUCCCAAGGCGAGCCAAGUUGAACAAGAGUUUGCAAAAGACAACUUCAUCGGAAUAUCAAAGAGCCAGGAUAACACAGGUGCAGCGACCGGUUCGUCAGAGAAGAAAUUGUUCCAGAGAGAAGUUGUCGCCACAACUGAGCGCUCGCCUGACCCAAUGAAGGCAGUCUCCAGUGUGCUGGCUAAGGAAACGAGGCAAAUUCCAGCAGUUGCCUUGGAUUCAGGAGAUGCAAAAUACAAGUCGGGGCUUUCUCCUCCUCCUUCUUCCAGCCAGCACCAGCUGGCACAGGAGGAUGACGAGAAACUGAAACAUGACAAUGAGCUUGUGGUCCACGUGUUGUCCAACUGGGGCAACAAGAAGGUUGUCGGGCUCACCGAGAUUGAACUCUUCGACGAGACGGGAUCGAAGGUUCGCAUUGCCAACGCUCAAGUUUCAACGUUCGGGUUCAAGAGCUCGACUGAUCGGUCAAAUCGACUGAUCAACGGCUGCAAGCUCACGACCAAUGAUGCGGACAUGUGGUCAGCGUAUCUGUCGGAGGAGGGGGAGGGAGGGCAGAUUGUCUUUGUCCUUCCUGCCCAAGUUUGCAUCGGCGCCGUGCGACUGUGGAACUACAACAAGAGCAUGCUCGAUUCGGACAAGGGAGUGAGCAUCACCAGCGACUUUUCCACGACCGUUGAGCUGAUAGACGGAAUCAAGUUGCCUGUUGUUACAUUCGAGGAGGAGACAAAACUUGUUGUUCAGCCUGUCCAGGAUGUUCGACUCAGAGACGUGGAAGAGGGAGAGCCGAUCUGGCUGACGGGGAAAGACUCGAAGCAGAGCAGCAGCGAUCAGCUUCUGCCAAGUUUGCCAAGCGCGGACGUGAUGGGAGAGAUUCCCCUGCUGGUGAUGAGAGAUGAGAUGAUCAGUUCAGCGAUCAGGGAUGAGAUGAGAUGA
This is a messenger RNA of Guillardia theta CCMP2712, 2214 nucleotides long. RefSeq lists its product as hypothetical. Gene Ontology annotation, molecular function: calcium ion binding. The transcript has 23 exons. The record is from RefSeq and is a predicted model, not a curated record. Lineage: Eukaryota; Cryptophyceae; Pyrenomonadales; Geminigeraceae. The coding region runs from base 1 to 2214 and encodes 737 amino acids.